Cyanidioschyzon merolae strain 10D is the source of this 1209-nucleotide messenger RNA. Its product is annotated as similar to UDP-galactose transporter. The coding region runs from base 1 to 1209 and encodes 402 amino acids. The record is from RefSeq and is a predicted model, not a curated record. NCBI's taxonomy places the organism in Eukaryota, Rhodophyta, Bangiophyceae, Cyanidiales, Cyanidiaceae. Gene Ontology annotation, cellular component: endoplasmic reticulum membrane; Golgi membrane. Gene Ontology annotation, biological process: UDP-galactose transmembrane transport. Gene Ontology annotation, molecular function: UDP-glucose transmembrane transporter activity; UDP-galactose transmembrane transporter activity. The transcript has a single exon.
AUGAUAGGCUCACACGGUGAACGCGCUAUUUCCAUGCCUCCUCGACCUGUGCGUACCGUACUACGACGCUCCGUGGAGUUUAGUCUUUGUGCUGUUGGCAUCUACGCAACGUACCUGGGCUAUGGCGUGCUGCACGAGCGGCUGUACUGGCGGCUUUACCGGACGCGUGAUGGAGCAGCAUACGACCGCUUCCGAUACCCUCUCUUUCUUGUCUUCUGGCAGUGCCUGUGUAACGCAAGCGUCUCGUUUUUUUCUCGGAAAAUCGCGCGGAGCACGCCUCACGACGAGCGUCUGCGGUUCAAUGAAAAACGACGUUUGUACAGCGCGGGAAGCGCAGCGUCGAGCCGUUUCUAUGCGUUGGUUGCGGCGUGCCAUGUGGUCGCCAUGUGCUGUGCUUUCGGCGCACUGAUUUACGUUCCGUAUCCUCUGCAAGUCCUCGCCAAGAGCAGUAAAAUGAUCCCAAUCAUGCUCACUGGAGCCGCGAUGCGACGAAAGCGAUACACCCGCACCGAGAUCAUCCGCGUACUUUUGAUCACGUUCGGUGUGGUGCAGUUCUCUCGGCAGCGGCACUCGAAGGAAAGUACUUUCCGACAGGCAGCAGUUCCAGGUCCGCAGUCAGGCGGUGGCCACCAGAGGCACCUGGGAUGGGCGUUGCUCCUCAUGAGCCUCGUUAUGGACGGGAUCGUAGGGCCGCUGCAAGAGCAUACGCGCGCCCUCUUUGAUGUUGAGGCGAUUCACUUCAUGUUUGCGCAGAAUUCCUGGGCUACGUUCUGGAUGACGUUGGUCCUGCUGGCGACAGGCCAGGGUGUUGCUGCAUGGAGCUUUCUCCGAACACACCCGAGUGUCUGGCGAGACCUGUUCGGUUUCGGUCUGCUGAGUGCAAUGGGACAACAUUUUGUCUUCUACGUCGUUUGUCAUUUUUCCGCACUCACUUUGGCGAUGAUCACGACAACUCGGAAACUCUUUUCUGUCCUGUUGAGCAUUGUGGUAUUUGCGCACAGGCUCUCCGUUGGUCAGGCCCUAGGGAUGUGUUGCGCGUUCGCAGGAUUGCUCUGGGAAGCGAUAGCGAGUUUGGCCACGCGGAACGUGGCGGGCAGUGCGCUCAGCGGCAAGUGCUCGAGUUCUGUGCCAGGGGCGCAGGAGAAACAGGCCAGUGGAGCGAGUUGCAGAAACACGAGUACGUCUGUACAUGUCGGCGAAGAGGGCUAG